AUGUCCACCUCCGAGCUCGCUUCUUCCUACGCGGCCCUCAUCCUUGCCGACGAUGGCAUCGAGAUCACCGCCGACAAGCUUCAGGCUCUGAUCAAGGCCGCCAACGUCGAGGUUGAGCCCAUCUGGACCUCCAUCUUCGCCAAGGCUCUCGAGGGCAAGGACGUCAAGGAUCUCCUUGUCAACGUCGGCUCCGGUGGCGGUGCCGCCCCCGCUGCCGGCGGUGCUGCCGCUGGCGGUGCUGCUGCCGCCGACGCCCCCGCCGAGGAGGCCAAGGAGGAGGAGAAGGAGGAGUCCGACGAGGACAUGGGAUUCGGUCUCUUCGAUUAA
Messenger RNA from Akanthomyces muscarius, 327 nucleotides. RefSeq lists its product as uncharacterized. The record is from RefSeq and is a predicted model, not a curated record. Gene Ontology annotation, biological process: cytoplasmic translation; translational elongation. The coding region runs from base 1 to 327 and encodes 108 amino acids. Lineage: Eukaryota; Fungi; Ascomycota; Sordariomycetes; Hypocreales; Cordycipitaceae. The transcript is spliced from 3 exons. Gene Ontology annotation, molecular function: structural constituent of ribosome; ribonucleoprotein complex binding; protein kinase activator activity. Gene Ontology annotation, cellular component: cytosolic large ribosomal subunit; ribosome.